CGCCACAUGUGGGCCUGCCCACAUCCAGGCGCUCGAGCUCCCCGGUGGGGUUGCGCCCCCGGGCGGUGGCACCGCGGGUGGAGCGUUGGAGGAGAAGGAGGCGGAGAAGAAGUGAAGAAGCAGCAGCAGAAGAAGGAGCCGGCGGGGCCCUGGACGAGGCCCCGAGGGGUGCGGGAGUGACCUGGGGCCCGAGCCCUGGCUGCAGGCACGCCCCAUGCCAGCCUCCCAGCCCGAGCGGCACCCCGGCCCCUGCCCGCCGGCCCUCGGCGCGGGCCCUGCAGCCGUGGCCGAGCGCAGCGAGACCCCGACCUGAGCCGGCCUCGGCGCCGCCUCAGCGCGGGUGACAGCUCUCCGAGCAGCACCCCCGGAGGAUGGAAGAAAAAAGCAUGCUGUGUGACUUUGAAGAGGAGAACCUUACCAGUUCCAGGGAGGAGAGCACUGAAGGUGAUGUGAAGACAUUUUGGACACAAUUGGGAGGUAGAAGAGUGGAUGUCAUAUUUGAGCAGCUGCAAAAUGUGCUGUCCUUGCUGAAGGAAAAGAUCAAGAAUGGAACUGCAACAAACCAAGAAUGCUGGCAGGCUUGGGCACUGGUGAAUGAAGCUAAUCUAGGUGAUCUCUUAACUUUGGCAAAUGUAAGUGAUGAGUUGAAUGGAGAUGGUGCACAGGAAACCAAAUCCAAACUGCAGCCUCUUCUUCCAGAUGACAAUGCUGCAGACACUGUAAAAGCUUCAGACAGCGAAAGAGAGGACAUGGAAAGAACCUGCUCAGGGAAUAAGGAAGCAUCUAGCAAAAUUCAAGGUUUACCUUUAAAUGUACAGUAUCAGAACCACAAGUGCUCUAGUGCAUGUCUUGCUAACAGAGCAGUGGGUUCCUACAAAGGUGAAAAUCCUCUGAAGAUCCCAAUCCUGUUUGACUUCCAAAGACGCCAUGCAAAAGCAGACUGCCUUUCGAAGCCACUGGAUGUGAAUUACAAAGCUCCUUGUGGUCGGAGUCUGAGAAGCUUUCGAGAUGUGCGAAACUACUUGUUUGAAACAGAGUGCAAUUUCUUAUUUGUUGAUCACUUCUCCUUCAACACCUAUGUGCUGUUGGGCAGGAACACCAUGAAUCCCGAGCCCCUGGUGUUUGAGUUCGAUAUUAGCAACGGAGCCGAGUCUGUGCCCAUCUCCUUCUGUAACAAUCUCGACCACGCAAGAUUGCCUUAUUUCAAGUAUCGGAAGUCGUCAUGGCCUCGUGGAUAUUAUCUCAACAAUCUCUCCAGCCUGUUUGUUGAUUCCUGUGACUGCACAGAUGGCUGCAUCGAUAGGUCAAAAUGUGCAUGCCUACAGCUAACAGCAAGAGGGUGUAGUAAAAUUUCUCUGUCUCCAAGCAGUAAAAGAUCCCGUGGGUACCGUUACAAAAGACUGGAGGGACCUGUUCCUAGUGGGAUUUAUGAGUGUAGUGUGUUGUGCAGGUGUGACAAGCUGAUGUGUCAGAACAGAGUUGUACAGCAUGGCAUUCAAGUCAGGCUGCAAGUGUUCAACACAGAGAAGAAGGGCUGGGGUGUCCGCUGCCUGGAUGACAUCGACAAGGGGACAUUUGUUUGUACUUACUCAGGCAGAUUAAUGAGCAGAGCUGAAGUUUUGGGAGAUGCUGAGCAAGAACUGAAGGAGAAAAGUGCAGUGAAUGAUAGAGGCCAUGACUUUUCUUCCAAAAAAAGAAAACUUGACCUUGGUCGUUCAGACUCAGUGAUUGAACUAGUGCAGACUGACAAAAAUGACAUUCUUGAGAAUCAGGAUUCUUUGUCUCAGACUGUGGAUAAUGAAAAUAAAUCAACCCUGGUUCAUCAAAAGAACACAAGUAGUGCAGCUGUGAGAAGGCCUGGAACUAGAACACUUGUUUUUUGCAAUCACCAGCUAAAAAUGGUGCACAGUGCCAGCUCAGAUGAAGAUGAUAGUUCUCAGAUUCAUCAGCCAAGCAAAACAAAACUAACCAGUGGAACAAAGAAAGGAAAAGAAAAAUCCACCCAGCAGCAGAAGGAAGAACAUCUGAUGGACAUUGGACAGACUGACUCUGCUAGUGUAGAGAGUGUGGGAAGUGAAAGAAAGAGUCUGUCACUGCAGGGUGUUGAGUGUGGCAAGUCCAGUUUGCUGGAUGACACGUGUGUUGUGAGGCCAUCCAGCAAUGCACCCCUAAAAACUGACUGCAAAGAAAAUAGCAGGCAGCCAAAACAAGAUGCACUUUGUGAAGAGUCUGAGGAUGACGGGAUGUUUCCCAAGAACAUUAGUGAAGAAAAUAUUUAUGUACUGGAUGCCACAAAAGAAGGAAAUGUGGGUCGUUUUCUAAAUCACAGCUGCUGCCCAAAUCUCUUUGCACAAAGUGUGUUUGUAGAAACUCACAACAGAAGUUUUCCAUGGGUGGCAUUCUUCACAAACAGACAUGUGAAAGCUGGAACUGAACUCACCUGGGAUUAUGGUUAUGAAGCUGGAAGCAUGCCAGAGACAGAGAUUUCCUGUCACUGUGGAGUUCAGAAGUGCAGGAAAAAAACCUUACCCUCGGGAAAUGGCUGCCCGACGGCGACCCGCGGCAGUGCCGGGCACGGGUAUCGAACCAGGGUACCGGGCGGUGAUCUCGGCGCGCCCGCGGUGUUCCGGAUACGCCUUCCUUAUUAUGUGACCGGCGCCUCAGCGGCGCGCCUUCCCGCCAGCCACGCGAGCGCCGUAGCCAAUCAGCGCCUCGCAGGAGCCUCCUCAGCGGCGGUCCCAGGGCCCCGCUCUCCCCGCAGUGCCAGCGAGUGGACCCUGCUGGGGCUCGGGCUGGGCGGGGGCGCCGUGAGGCGGCACCGGGACCUCCGUGAGGGCGGCCCGGGGGACCCGGGAGGUAUCAGAAGGAAGUUCUUUGCUGGUGGGAGUGGUGAGGCACCGUCACGGGUUCCUCAGAAAAGCUGUGGGUAUGUGGUCUCUGGUGGUGUUCAGGGCCGGGCUGGAUGGAGCUCUGAGCUGCCCAGUCCAGCGAAGGCUGCCCUGUCCACGGCGGGAGAUUGGAACGAAAUGCUCUCAAGUGAGAGUUUUCCUGCUCUAGGUGCUUUCUGGAUAAUGGCGAAGAUGGUGAGAACAACAUGUGCGUUUUGUUCGGAAGGGGAGGCUGGCUCUGUGAUGUAUAUCGCCACAGAGAGAAAUAUUGCAGCUCAUCAGGAUUGUCUGUUAUUUUCCUCAGGAUUUGUGGAAUCUGAAGAUCAGAACCCAGAAAAUCUGGAAAUAAGGUUUGAUGUGUCAUCGGUGUUAAAGGAGCUCAGGAGAGGAAAGCGGCUGGCGUGCAACUUCUGCCACAAGAAGGGGGCCACGGUGGGCUGCGAGAAGCGCACGUGCCGCAGGAGCUACCACUUCUUCUGCGCGCUCUGCGACGAUGCAGCCGUGGAGACCGACGAGGUCAACGGCAUCUACAGAGUGUUCUGCCCAAAACAUGACCCGGGGAAUAGGACCAAUCGCCAUGAUGCAGCUAAUAAGAAAAGAAGACGUACAUUGACACCUCCCACCAUCACAGAAGAAAUGAGUACAGAAGAGACAGCAGAAGAAAACAGUUUACAAAUACUAAAAAGAAAAAACAACAGGCAUAAAGUUCGGAUAGACUUUGUUAAGAAGUGCAAACAAGCUGGGCUUCUGGAUGACAUAUUUGAAGAAAUGCUGGACACACUUCAUCUGGCUCAGGAAAAACUGAUGGAUGACAACACUUCAGAAACAGAGUAUGAAGAGACAGUGAUGGCACUGUUUGACUGUGGACUCUUUGAAAAUAUACUGACAAAUAUUUAUUCAGGAACAGAAGAAAAAAUCCAGAAACUUCUGGAAAACAGAAAAAGACUGGAUCACAAGAUUGAGCUACUGCAGGACUUAAAAGAAGUCAUCCUUCCUACUGCAGAGAACAUGGCCAGUACAUCCAGUACAGUGUCUGAAUAACCCCUCUCUGUGAUGGUGCAAUUGUUAGGAUUUUUAAUGAUAAAAACCAUAGACCAGUCUGGUCAGUGUCCAGUUCCCCAGCCCCAAGAUGAGGGCUGAAUGGGUGCAAGAAUGUGGUGUUAUUUUUAUACCUCACUGUUGCAGUAAAGUCCUUCAAGUUUUCAAAUUUUCCUCUUCAGAUUUUUCCUUGGUUCCACUAUAAAUUUUCACUUAUAUUCCAUUGUGCAAUAUAAAUGAGCAUUAUUAACUAAAUUUAGCUUUUGUAAAAACUCAACAGAACCCUCUAGGGAAGACUUUUUUCUCAAAGCCAGGGGAGUGUUCAGCUGCCACAGAACACUUGCUAAAUUCACUUAAACUGUGGGAGCCCUCUCCUGGCUGGGCAGUUGCUGCCUCGCUGUCUGCGUCUUGACAGUGAUGUUUGAAGGAUCAUAGUGCUGCUUUGGCUUUCCCAAAAAAGAUAAAUGAGCAGGACUUGCACUCAAAGAAGCCUUCUGGAUUACAAACAGGAGUUUAAUUAAAAAAGCCAAAUUAUUCUUUGUUGACCGGCCAAGGUGCACUGUUCCUGCUGUAAUGGCAGGGGUAGAGCAGUGGUUGCAGGCAGACGAGAAAGGGUUGGGCAUUAUACUCAGAACAAGUACAAUAUCAAAUGGAGCAAAACAGUGACUGGAUCUUCCUUUCUCUGUUAAGAAAGGAUUCAACUUUCAUGUGUUUUGUCUUUAAAAUAUUGUUUGAAUACAGAAAAGCAUUGUUUAGCCACAACAGGCUAAGUUAAUAAAACAUUUUUUAAAGGA
This is a messenger RNA of Haemorhous mexicanus (house finch), 4720 nucleotides long. RefSeq names its product SET domain bifurcated histone lysine methyltransferase 2 (gene SETDB2). NCBI's taxonomy places the organism in Eukaryota, Metazoa, Chordata, Aves, Passeriformes, Fringillidae. The record is from RefSeq and is a predicted model, not a curated record. Gene Ontology annotation, cellular component: nucleus. The transcript has 25 exons. Gene Ontology annotation, biological process: heterochromatin organization; negative regulation of gene expression. Gene Ontology annotation, molecular function: DNA binding; histone H3K9 methyltransferase activity; zinc ion binding. The coding region runs from base 372 to 3929 and encodes 1185 amino acids.